Messenger RNA from Trachymyrmex septentrionalis, 1683 nucleotides. Its product is annotated as high mobility group B protein 6. The record is from RefSeq and is a predicted model, not a curated record. The transcript has 7 exons. The coding region runs from base 597 to 1277 and encodes 226 amino acids. Gene Ontology annotation, molecular function: transcription cis-regulatory region binding. NCBI's taxonomy places the organism in Eukaryota, Metazoa, Arthropoda, Insecta, Hymenoptera, Formicidae.
CUAGACUCCGCUCACUAACCCAAUCACCCAGCGAUUACUCAUCCAGUGAGGAAUUCGAACACCAUAGAAAGCCUCAAAGGAAGCGAACAAAACUGCAUCACGUGAUUCGGUCUCCUCUGAUUGGAUCUAGUAAUCAAACUCCAUAAAGCCAUGGUGGGAGUAUGCCGUUUAGGUUAAAUGACUGCAAAAGCAGUACGCUUGUCAACUUGUGCUGCAAUUUUCUCCUUAAUUUUACAAUUGAUAAGAUCUUUAUAUCUGAACAGGAUUUUGUGCAUAUUAUAAAAUGUCUGCCAGGUGCUCCAAGAUGCACAAACUCUAAUAAAGAAGAAUAUUGCUGCACAACAUUUGCCCAAGAUGCAAACUCGAGACAAAAAUGAAUUGAUACUACCGGAAUUUCUAAUUGGAAACUUUCAAAAGCUUUAUUGUAUGAGAUUUAUUUCCAUUUAUCAAAAUUAUUUCGCGUUGAUAGCAAAAAGAUCAUAAGGAAAAGUGCCAUAUCAAGUUCGUUUUGCAAAUAUAAUGAAUCUGUAAAAUUAAAAAGAAGAAAAAGAUUGAUACAUAUUGUUUAUAAUGACAGUUGUUGCGUAAAAUAACUGAUGUGCUGGAAGCAUUACUAUUAUUAUUGUUACGGAAAAUAUUUUGAAGUUACAAUGUCCGAUGAUUCCGAAUAUGACGUAGAACCGGAAGAGGUUGAUAUUUAUAAAAGGAAAUAUCAAUUACUGUUGGAUAGAUGUGAAGUUUUACAACAGGAAAAUGAGAGGUUGGUCUACAGAAUCCAGAAAGUAAGGAAGCUUCUUCGACGCACGAGGAAAGAGAAAAAAUUCUUGAUUGAUCGAUUGGAUCGACAUGGAGAUCGAUGGCGGGAAGCUCCAAUGGGUGUACUUGAAGAAAACAGUGUGUUUCAAACAACUCCAAAAUUAGAGAAAGGGGGAAAAGGUACCUCUCAUAGUGCUAAAGAGGAGAAGCCUAGAAAAGGAACGAAAAGAAAGAGCACAAAAGCUGAUCCAAAUGCACCAAAAAGACCUGCUAAUCCUUUCUUCCAAUUUUGUCAAGAGCAAAGACCUCGUGUGAUGGAACGUUUAGCUGGAGAACCAGAGCCUAGUAAGCAAGAACUUACUAGACAACUGGCAACUACUUGGAAAUCUCUCAGUUCUGAGGAUAAAAAAGUAUAUUAUGACAUGUAUGAGAGAUCCAAAGAGAAGUAUGUCGCUGAAAUGCAAAUAUAUAAUAAGAAAACGGAAGAUGCACCAUGUCAAUUGCCAGUAAAUAUAACGUAAUAUUUGGCAUUAAAGGAAUUAAUAUUAAUUGUGGAAGAAGGAUAAUAAGGAUAAUCAUACUUUUGUAAAAACAGUACAAUAGCAAUUAUAAAUAAGAAAAAUUACAAAUAUUUAUAGAUAGCUCCACGUAUCUUCUUUUGAUUCACCAAGUGCAUCUAUCAAUAAUGCAUGUGCAAGUACAUUUGAUUGACAUUGAUAGAUAUAUCAAAAACAAGAACAAGAAAUUUUUAUGCAGAAAAAUUUACAUUGUAAAGAUAAAGGGUUGCGAUAGUAGUGUGACAACUAAAACUCAGGAAGUUGAAUGAACCACAGAUAAAUGAGAAAAAAAGAUAAUAUAUAACUGGAUAUUUAUUUUGUUAUUGGAUAUCAUAACGCAUUAUACACACGAACAUAAAAAUAAAAUUUA